Messenger RNA from Nannospalax galili (Upper Galilee mountains blind mole rat), 1225 nucleotides. RefSeq names its product chromosome unknown C11orf94 homolog (gene Frey1). The record is from RefSeq and is a predicted model, not a curated record. The transcript has 3 exons. Lineage: Eukaryota; Metazoa; Chordata; Mammalia; Rodentia; Spalacidae. The coding region runs from base 905 to 1204 and encodes 99 amino acids.
UGAGCCAUUUCUCCCACCCUGUCAUUAUUAUUGGUUCCAGUAUGGAGAAGUGAGCUAGUUUUACAUUGUGUUAAUAGGUAGCUGGGCUGGGCUGUGGAGUCAGAGUACCACAACCAGUAGAGCUUGGAAACGCAGCUUUGUUUCAGACCUGCACAAGGAGUGGUCACUCAUACUUUUAUUUGUCCCACAACCAGUAAGCAUACUGCAGCAUUAUUCCUGCCCUGCAGCUCACUCUAGGAUGCAGAUCCAAAGCUUUAUCCCCUUUUAACCAUCUUAUACAGCCCCAGUAGCAGGACCUGUGGAUCUGGCUGUUCUGAGCCAAGGGAGCAAUCUGGAAAGGGUUCCCAGAGAAAAAGACCCAAGGAGCCUAUGGAUUUCUUGGUCACCCAGUGGACUCCAGGUGGUCAGGAAAAAGGACCACUGUGACUUUUGUAGCUGCAGGACUUUCCCAUGACUGAGAAACUGUCUUGGGCUGUAGAUAAUGGAGGGAGACUGGAAUGCAGGGUCUCUGAGUAGUAGAGUCUAACUUCUAUUAAAGACCUACUGUGUGUCAGACCUUGGGUACUUUGUGGAGUUUACCUCAUAGGUAAGAAAACUGAGGCACAGGAUGUAAGUGGUCAGGGUUACAAGAGACAAGAACAAGCUUUGAACUGAGUUAGUGCCCUCAGCUCUUGGGCAGUGACACUGGCACAGAAUUUUGGUUGGGGACUUGUUGGCCACAGAGUCAGUAAAGUAAAAUGAGACACAAACCUCAGAAUGGAGGUUUCUGGCCUUACUCCAAGACAGGUGCUGAUGCUGAGCCCUGGAACUAAUGUCCUUUGUGAGGUAGCCCUGGGAGCUGGUGCCAGGUUCUGUCCUGCUGGGGGAGGGGCAGGCAGAAGCCGCAGCAAGGACUGUGUAGGAGAUGGUUCUUGCCAUGCUGGGGGCUCUGUACCCCAGGGCUGGGCUCAGUUUCUUCCUUUUCUACUUCAUCCUGGCAGGUGCACUCCUUCGCCCUCAGCCCCAGAGGUCUCAGCGAUCUAUUCCUGAGGAAUUUUCAGCCCCCCUGGAACUUUCCCAGCCACUCUCCGGCCUGGUGGAUGACUAUGGGGUCAGACCCAAACACCCGUGGCCACGAGGGCCCCAACCCCUCCUCUCUCAGGCCCAGCAGCGCAAGCGAGAUGGGCCCAACAUGGCUGACUAUUACUAUGAUGUAAAUCUGUGAUGGGAACCCCACAUAAAGCUA